GUGGGAAGUGGUAAAUAUUUUUUGAUGAUUUUAAUGUUAGGAUGUCUUUACAGUGGAUCGUCAGGUAAAUGUAUUUGUGUGCUUGUGUGUGAGAGGGUUGUACAUCUGUAGACGUAUACAGGAACACACGACAUGGGUGUGUGUGUGUGUGUGUGUGUGUGUGUGUGUGUGUCAAGAGGAAAGAAAGACAAGGAAGAGGAGAUUAUUUGUAAAUGUGGCUGCUGAGAAAUUUGUUUGGUACGGACAUGAGGUUGUGAUCUGAUCUAAAACUGAAAAAAAAAAAAUGCCUGGUUCAACUUGGACAUAACAGACGAAUAUGGAUUGUUCCUGUUGAAGAUUCUCGCUUUAAUCAAGGUGACAACACAAAUCUGAAGACCUAAGCAAAAAGGAAUCUAUUCUGAAGACAUAUGAGGACUUUGCUGCUGACAUGCAGUACAUGCGUGCUCACCUUCCUUGGAGAACAUUCACAUGCCACAGGGUGCAUCAAAGCACACUAUUGAUCCUCUUAACUCGCAAAAUCUCUCACGUUUCAUGAAGCUCCCCUUAUUACACGUGAAAAACUGACUCAAGUGCACACUGACGCACCGCCCCCCCAGGUGGACUGUGGUGGUCUUCAUUCUGUGACGUUCUCACCCUUCAUUCUCAUUAUGCACACUGGACUGGAGGUUAGUUUGGCUUCAGAAUGAAACCAAGGCCACGUUCAUACCCGGUGUCAACACCAGUCUCAGGUGGACUGGUGAUCUGAUUACGAGUGGAGAGCCAAGACUGAGAUCCUUUAACACCUAUUUUCAUUCACCUGAAAGCUUCUCCAGUGACCAUCUGUGAUUGUACUUCUUGCUGACCUGACGGUUCUUUUAAGGAAUUGGUGAGGCUCAUGUACAAAUGUCUACCUCACGCUUCAAGCUCCUCUGUGUCCCACUACAGCCCUGAUCACACUUCAAAAUGUCCUCCAGCAUAGACCGGGAUGACAGCAGUAUCUUUGAUGGUCUGAUGGAAGAAGAUGAAAAGGACAAAGCAAAACGAGUUUCCAGGAACAAGUCAGAAAAGAAGAGGCGAGACCAGUUCAAUGUGCUCAUCAAGGAGCUGGGCACCAUGCUGCCUGGCAACACCCGCAAGAUGGACAAAUCCACCAUUCUGCAGAAAAGCAUUGAUUUCCUGCGCAAGCACAAAGAAAUUGCUGCACUCGAAUCCAGUGAGAUUCGUCAGGACUGGAAGCCUCCGUUCCUCAGUAAUGAGGAGUUUACACAGCUGAUGUUAGAGGCCCUAGAUGGCUUCUUUCUUGCUAUUAUGACAGAUGGCAACAUAAUCUACGUGUCUGAAAGUGUCACCUCUUUACUAGAACAUUUACCAUCUGACUUGGUGGACCAGAACCUGUUGAAUUUUCUUCCACUGGGUGAGCACUCGGAAGUGUACAAAGUACUCUCAACACACAUACUCGAAGGAGAGAGCCUCACACCCGACUACUUAAAGACAAAAAAUCAAUUAGAGUUCUGCUGCCACAUGCUCCGGGGCACCAUUGACCCCAAAGAGCCUCCCGUCUACGAGUAUGUCAAGUUUAUCGGAAACUUCAAGUCCCUCAACACUGUGCCUAACUCAACACGGAACGGCUUUGAAGGUGUGAUCCAGCGCUCGCUCAGGCCCUCGUUUGAAGACCGCGUGUGUUUCAUUGCCACCGUGAGGUUAGCCAAGCCUCAAUUCAUCAAGGAGAUGUGUACUGUGGAGGAACUCAAUGAGGAAUUCACGUCCAGACACAGCUUAGAGUGGAAAUUUCUUUUUCUGGACCACAGGGCGCCUCCUAUCAUAGGUUACCUGCCUUUUGAAGUUUUGGGCACUUCAGGGUAUGAUUACUAUCACGUAGAUGACUUGGAGACCCUUGCCAAAUGCCACGAACACUUGAUGCAGUAUGGGAAAGGGAAGUCAUGCUAUUAUCGGUUCUUGACCAAAGGCCAACAGUGGAUUUGGCUGCAGACUCACUACUACAUCACCUACCACCAGUGGAACUCACGGCCAGAGUUCAUCGUCUGCACACACACCGUUGUCAGCUAUGCCGAGGUUCGGGCUGAGCAGCGCAGAGAGCUGGGCAUUGAAGAGUCACCUCCUGAGAUCUCUGCAGACAAGUCUCAGGACUCAGGCUCUGAGUCUCAGUUGAACACCUCCAGCCUGAAGGAGGCACUGGAGCGCUUUGAUCAAAGUCGCACCCCCUCAGCCUCGUCCCGGAGCUCCCGGAAAUCAUCCUCACACACCGCUAUAUCCGACCCCACCUCUACCCAGACAAAGCUACAGGUAGAGCACAGUACGCCGCCCCGCCAAUCUGUCUCUAAUAUCGAGAAGACUUCUCAGCGCCGAUCAUCCCUCAGCAGCCAGUCGAUGAGCUCACAGAACACGAGCCAGACGAUGGCGGCUUGUCUGGUGUCUCAGCCUCAGCAGCUGCAGCAAACUGUGCAGCCAGUUUUGCAGUUCUCCACACAGUUGGAUGCCAUGCAGCACCUGAAGGAACAGCUGGAGCAGCGCACGCGUAUGAUUGAGGCUAACAUCCAGAGGCAGCAGGACGAGCUACGUCAGAUCCAGGAGGAACUGCAAAGGGUGCAGGGUCAGGGUUUACAGAUGUUUCUGCAGCAAGGUGGCGGUAGUCUGAACCUUGGCUCGGUGCAGUUAGCGCAGGGUUCCUCUGUACAGUCAGGUGCUGCUCUGACCAUGCAGGGACUGGUGGUGCCUGCAGGAAUCUUACAAGGCAACCUGGCAUCAACACAUACAGGCACACAGCACUCUAUCACUCAGCAGCCCCAGCCAGCUCAGCCACAACAGCAGACCAUUCUCCGAGAGCAAAGUGGCACACACACACAGUCCCAGAGGUCAUCCCACACACUGCAGUCUCCUCAGGGAGUCCUUCCUGCAUCCUUCUACAACACCAUGAUGAUUUCACAGCCUGGCCAAGCCAACGUGAUGCAGAUCUCCACCAGUUUAGCGCAGAACAGCUCGAGUGGAACCGCGGUCGCCACCUUCUCUCAGGACCGCCAGAUACGAUUUCCAGCAGCCCCUCAGCUCCUUACUAAAUUAGUGACGGGACCUAUGGCAUGUAGCGCCGUCAUGGUGCCCACCACUAUGUUCAUGGGACAGGUAGUUACGCCGUUUGCCACUCAGCAGAGUCAAAAUCAGACCAUCAGCAUAGGACAGCAGGCACCCGCUCCCUCACAGGAGCAGCAUGGCCAGACGCAAGCCAGCACGCAACCACAGAGCCAAAACCAGAAUCCACUUAAUCAGACUCAGUUCCUCCAGGCUCCUCGUCUUCUACACGGAAAUCAGCAGGCGCAACUGAUCCUCCAGGCAGCGUUUCCUCUCCAGCAGCAGAACGCCUUCACCACAACCGCACAACAACAGCAGCAGCAGCAGCAGGUGCAGCAGCAGCAACUCCAACAGCAACAUCAACAGCAGCAGCAGCAACUUCAGCACCAGCAGCUUCAGCACCAGCAGCAGCAGCUUCAGCACCAGCAGCAGCAGCAGCUGGCUUCUCACAGGCCAGACAGCAUGUCGGACCGCUCCAAUGCUCCGCCUCAGUAACCCGGCAACGGCCAGUCGUGUGUGUCGAGGACCGAAUCUGACCUCUGUAGUGCAGGGCGAUGAAAGAGGUGCAUUAGCAGUAUUCAAACUGUACCUGUUGUUUGGCGCAAAGCAAAAGGUGCUGUCGUGUCUCUGCGCCCUACGUGUCAUCCUUCACCAAGUUCCGAAUGCUUGCACUGAGUUCUGGGAAGAGUAGCCCACACGCGCCAAGCGGUUCGUAAGAAACCUUGGUUUCUUUUUCACCACACUUGCCUAUAUAUGAGGCAAGUCAAGAGAUGGGCCGUCUUUGAUUCACGCGUUCAUUUCUAUAGAACGCUCCAGUUUGUGGGCCGGAGGCAACUAUUUAAGACUUCAGAGAAGUCCAAGAGGAAAAAUGGCCUCGCAUCCAUUUGUCCAUCUUUUAUUUCCCCUCCCUUCCCUGUUCUCACAUGCCUCUCCUUUUCAUUUUUGUGUUUUCCAUGUUAAAAAAAAAGCAAAAAAAGCAAAAAUCAAUUAUGGGUCAGAAAAUAUUUUUAAGAUCGUCAUGUGGAUUCAGCUUUUAUUGUAUAGUACACCUGUAAAUGAAUAUGUAAAUAUACGGACAAAACAAAGAGAAACUAAUAUUUUAUAUUGAUGCAUGACACGGAAAAAAAGAGUGUAGUCUGUUAUUUGUAGCUUUGAGUAUACUUUUUCUAGUAUUCAAAGGAAAAACACUUAUUGGCUGAUGCCUUCACGGACUUCCUCUUUACCGUGAGGUGUGUGUGUGUAUAUGUGUGUGAGUGAGUGCGUGUGUGGGGACGUAUGUGUCUGCAAAGCGGACAGUGCUGGUUCUGCUUCGAGUGUCACAGUUUGUUUAAAAAGACGCCAUCUUUUUUUUUUUUUUUUUUUAAUACAUGUAACCAAAAUCCAUUUAUUAAUCUCUAAGCUGUACAUAUUUU
Silurus meridionalis is the source of this 4475-nucleotide messenger RNA. It is a transcript of the gene clocka, whose product is annotated as clock circadian regulator a. Gene Ontology annotation, molecular function: E-box binding; protein dimerization activity; DNA-binding transcription factor activity, RNA polymerase II-specific. NCBI's taxonomy places the organism in Eukaryota, Metazoa, Chordata, Actinopteri, Siluriformes, Siluridae. Gene Ontology annotation, biological process: circadian regulation of gene expression; regulation of transcription by RNA polymerase II. The record is from RefSeq and is a predicted model, not a curated record. Gene Ontology annotation, cellular component: CLOCK-BMAL transcription complex; cytoplasm; nucleus.